UGGAUGGCCAAUAUAGCAGCAGGGCGAAGCCGCCAUCAUCUCUUUUCUUCCCCGAUCCUUCUUCCUCUAUCGCUCGCUCGCUCUCUUUCGGCUCCUCUCUCUUGCUUCGCGAUCGGUGGGACGGUGGCAGAGGCAGCGGUGGAAGUUUCGGUGGCCGGUGCUGGUCGAUUCGUCCGCUCCUUGCAUAGACGAUGUUGGAUUUUAGGAAGUGGGUCUCCAACCAAAUUAUAUCUAAUAACUUGCUAUCCGCAAGGCCUUUCAGAUUCUUUGUGGAUGACAUAACAAAUGAAGAAGCUAGCAGUCGAGAAGACACGGGAAGUACGUCUGGAACCAGAUUAGCUAGGGAUUCCCAAUCCCACCAUAUUCCAGCAACUGAAAUUCCAGCUAGUCAACAUCUCAUUACUGCUGAGUCUUCUCAAGCAGGACAAGGAUACCAUGAUUGGAAUGCCGAUCAAUUGAGUAAAGUCGAGGAACUUCAGAUCAAGUUCUUACGUAUUGUCCAUAGAAUGGGAAUGACGCCAGAAAGCAUUAUAGUUUCACAAGUUCUAUACAGAUUGCAAAUUUCUAGCUUGAUUCGAGCUGGUGACUCGGAUGUCAAGAGGCCAGUUUUUAAGGUUAAUAAAGCCUGGCUAGCUGCUUCACAACUUGAAGCAGCUGGUAGACCUGAUCUGGAUUUCUCACUCAGGAUUCUUGUUUUGGGGAAAACAGGUGUAGGUAAAAGUUCAACGAUAAACUCUAUUCUUGGGCAACAGAUGUUAGCUACCAAUGCAUUCCAACCUGCCACUAAUCAUAUUCAGGAAAUUGUUGGGACUGUCAAAGGCAUUAAUGUUACAGUAAUUGACACACCUGGUCUUUCAGCAUCUUGCAGUAAUAUGCAUCAGAACAGAAAGUUGCUGCACUCCAUCAAAAGAUUCGUUCGGAAAUCCCAACCAGAUGUUGUGUUGUAUAUUGACCGGCUUGAUGUCAUGAACAGGGGAUAUAGUGAUUACCCACUGCUUAAGCUUAUAACUGAUGUUUUUGGUUCUUCAAUCUGGUUUAACACCGUCCUGGUCAUGACACAUUCCUCAUCACACCCUCCUGAAGGACCCUCGGGCUUGCCUGUCGCUUAUGAUUCUUUUGUGCAUAAGUGCACGAAGAUCAUUCAGCAUUAUGUACGUCAGGCUGUUUCAAAUGCACAAUUCGAAACUCCUGCCGUGCUUGUAGAGAACCAUCCGAUGUGCAGAACUAAUACUAAAGGUGAGAAGGUUCUACCAAAUGGCCAGGUGUGGUUACAUCAGUUCUUGCUGUUAUGUGCUGCAACCAAGGUCUUGGCAGAUGCUAAUCUGCUACUGAAAUUUCAGGACAGCUUCCAACUAACACCUAAUAGCAGUCGGCCACCUUCAUUGCCUCAUAUCCUAUCGUCUUUACUUCGUCCCCGUUCUUUACCCACUGCCAAUGACAUUGAUAAUGAUGAUGCAGAUGGGGUUUUGGACAAUGACGAGGAUGAGGAUGAUUAUGAUAACUUGCCUCCAUUUCGUAUAUUAACAAAAGCCCAAUUCCAAAAACUAUCCAAAGUCCAGAGAAAUGCUUAUCUUGAUGAGUUAGAUUAUCGGGAAACCUUGUAUCUAAAGAAGCAGUGGAAGGAAGAACUCAGAAGGCAAAGAGAAACAAUGCUUCACCAUAAUAAUGACUCAACAAGUAAUGAUGGCAACGAGGAUAUAGCUUCCCAAGAGGUUAUGCAAGUAUCGGAUCUAGUUAUCCCACUAAAUUUUGAUGCUGAUUACCCUGUCCACAGAUUCCGCUGUGUAUUAGGUCAUGAUCAGUGGACUGUGAGACCGGUUUUAGAUUCUCAUGGAUGGGAUCAUGAUGUUGGGUUUGAUGGAAUCAAUUUGGAAGGUUCUCAAGAGAUAAGAAGAAACCUCCAAGCAUCGCUUUUUGCACAAAUGAGAAAGGAUAAAGAAGAUUUCAGUAUUCAAUCUGAGUGCAUCGCUGGUUUUACUGAUCCAAAACGCUACUCUCUGCUUACAGAAGUCGAUCUCCAAACUGCUGCCAAUGAUUUGGUUUGUACUGUUCAUGGCGAUGCCAAGUUCCGAAACUUCAAGCUUAACACUACUGGAGGUGGUCUGUCUGUCACGAAGUAUGGGAAUAUGUAUUUCAUUGGAGGUAAGCUAGAGAAUACACUUAUCAUCGGAAGGAGAAGUAAAAUAGCUGCAAAUGCUGGACAAAUCCAGGGUUGUGGUCAAGUGGCUUCAGGCGCCAGCAUAGAAGCGACUUUAAGGGGAAAAGAUUACCCAAUCAAAGAUGAUAAGGUGACUCUUGGUGCUUCUAUCCUUUCCUUCAACAAGGAUGUGGUUCUGGGUGGAAGUGUUCAGACUGAUUUCAAGGCAACCCGCACCAUAAAGAUGUCGAUCAACGCAAACCUGAACAACCAAGGGUUAGGUCAAAUAAGCAUCAAGACUAGCACUUCAGAACAUAUUGAGAUUGCGCUAGUCGCAAUCUUUUCGCUAGUUAAAGCUCUGUUCCAGAGAAAAAGGACUGAUGUUUCAGUCGACCAGAAGAAUAGUUUGGGUUAUUGAUUUGUAGGAAGAGAAGGAGCAUUGACAGACAUAUUUUGGGGAUGCUGCCCUAUCUCUUACUGUCGAUAUAGCUUAACCAACUCAAUUCAAUGCACCGAGAGAUUCGAGAAUGGGUGAUCUUGACACAACUUGUUUUGGAAUUCAAAUACAGUGGAGGUAUGUAAAAAGGACCUAAAAGUGUUCUAGCCUCAAAUAAGAUUGAUAUUGAGCAGAAUUUUCUAAUUCAGGUUAUGCUCUUUACAGAUAACUUUUUUUUAGCAUUUACUUCAAUAAUAUGGAAAUGUACAAUCAAUUUUCUCGAGUAGUAGAUAUACUUUCUAAUUA
Molecule: messenger RNA, 2879 nt
Organism: Zingiber officinale
Lineage: Eukaryota; Viridiplantae; Streptophyta; Magnoliopsida; Zingiberales; Zingiberaceae
Product: translocase of chloroplast 90, chloroplastic-like
Exons: 3
Coding region: 192-2555 (787 amino acids)
Biological process (GO): protein targeting to chloroplast
Cellular component (GO): chloroplast outer membrane
Molecular function (GO): GTP binding; GTPase activity
Source: RefSeq, a predicted model, not a curated record